This is a messenger RNA of Xenopus laevis (African clawed frog), 1403 nucleotides long. It is a transcript of the gene atp6v1c2.S, whose product is annotated as ATPase, H+ transporting, lysosomal 42kDa, V1 subunit C2 S homeolog. Gene Ontology annotation, molecular function: proton-transporting ATPase activity, rotational mechanism; proton transmembrane transporter activity. The transcript has 13 exons. Gene Ontology annotation, biological process: proton transmembrane transport. NCBI's taxonomy places the organism in Eukaryota, Metazoa, Chordata, Amphibia, Anura, Pipidae. The record is from RefSeq and is a predicted model, not a curated record. The coding region runs from base 243 to 1388 and encodes 381 amino acids. Gene Ontology annotation, cellular component: proton-transporting V-type ATPase, V1 domain; vacuolar proton-transporting V-type ATPase, V1 domain; lysosomal membrane.
ACUAGCUGAGGACUGGGAGUAGUGGAACAGAGAAAGACUCAGACCUAGGGAAACUAUAAGAUAAAGAAGAAGAAAGAUAUCAAGAAGAAGACGUAUAUCAAGAAGUUUAGAAAACCAGAGUCUUUCUCCUCCCUUUCAGCUCCACUGGUGGAGUCAAGUUUUGAUUGAACUCACCGAAGGGGCUUGCUAUGAAAAGAACAUUUCUGCACCAUCAGUAAAUCAAGUGUAUAUUUUGAGUGAAAAUGUCUGAAUUGUGGUUAAUUUCGGUUCCUGGGGAUAAAACCAACCUGGCAGCGAUGGAUAGAAUGAAUACAGUGACUUCCAAGGCAAACCUGUCCAGCAAUGCUAAGUUUAUCAUACCAGAACUGAAGGUGGGGACUUUGGAUGCCCUUGUUGGACUCUCAGAUGAAUUGGGGAAACUCGAUACAUUUGCUGAAAGCUUGAUUAAGAAGAUUGCACAAUAUAUAGGGGAAGUCAUGGAUGAUUCAACUAACAAAGCCCAAGAAACUUUGCUGGCGAAUGGAGUGGACCUGAUCAGCUACUUAGCUCGCUUUGAGUGGGACAUGGCUAAGUAUCCCAUCAAGCAGUCACUGAAGAACAUAAUGGAAGUAUUAAUCAAGCAAAUGUCUCAGAUAGACACAGAUCUAAAAUCCAGAUCUUCCGCUUACAAUAACAUUAAAGGGAACCUGCAAAGCCUGGAGAGGAAAACUGUGGGCAACCUCUUGACGAGAACCUUAGCUGAUAUAGUGAAUAAAGAAGACUUUGUCCUGGACUCAGAAUAUCUGGUCACACUUCUUGUGGUUGUUCCAAAGUCAAAUUAUGGUGCAUGGCAAAAAACGUAUGAAUCGCUAUCUGAUAUGGUGGUUCCACGUUCGACCAAACUGAUUGCCGAGGAUGCAGAAGGAGGCCUCUACACUGUGACUUUAUUUAGAAAAGUAAUUGAUGACUUUAAAGCCAAGGCCCGGGAAAACAAAUUCAUCGUUCGGGAAUUUCUCUUUAAUGAAAAGGAACUUCAGUCAGAAAAAGAUGAAAUUGUUAAACUGGCGGCUGAUAAAAAACAGCAAUAUGGUCCCUUGCUGCGCUGGUUGAAAGUGAAUUUCAGCGAAGCUUUCAUUGCCUGGAUCCAUAUCAAAGCCCUGCGAGUAUUUGUGGAGUCCGUCCUUAGGUAUGGAUUGCCAGUGAACUUCCAGGCAGUGGUUCUGCAGCCCAACAAGAAGUCUAUGAAGAGAUUACGGGAUGUACUUAACGCCAUCUUUAGGCACCUGGAUGAAAGUGCAGCUGCAAACAUGAAGGAUAUUGGUAUGGAUAUUCCUGGUUUGCAGCUGAGCAGCCAAGAUUAUUAUCCCUACGUUUGCUUCAAGAUAGAUCUGACCAAUUUGGACUUUUAACUGCUACCCUUUCAU